Pocillopora meandrina is the source of this 645-nucleotide messenger RNA. NCBI's taxonomy places the organism in Eukaryota, Metazoa, Cnidaria, Anthozoa, Scleractinia, Pocilloporidae. The record is from the annotation of a GenBank genome assembly.
AUGUAUGCAGUAACAAAACUCAACAAACAACACGAACAAAUGUGGAUCAACCUUCAAAAACGACUCAACACUGUGCAGUUUCAGUAUCAGAAGCUAUUUCACAACUCAGAUGUGUACGAUUUUGUUAAGAAUAAGGCAAUCUCGGUUGGAAGCUGGGAAGGAUACUUUGUACCAUCGUUGUUAACAACAACGAGCUUCAUACUUGCCUGCAACAACGCAAAGGUCAAUGUAACAACUCACAAGCAGCCACUUAAUAUAUAUACUAUAUUUGUUGGAUAUCCUGGGACGGGUAAGUUCAACCAAAAUCAAUUUUAAAUAUCUUUUUACUUCCCCUUGUACCUCGCAUACAGUGCGCCAGUGCUUCCCGCACUUACACUCACUCGCAGACAAAAGCAAACAACCUUCAAUUAAAUACGCUGCAAUUCGGAUUUUAAUAUCCUAAUCUUCUCUCAUACAGGCAAGUCUUCUGCAAUCCAAUAUGCUGCCCAGGAUCCACUGGAGCAACUGGACCUCACAAACGCCAUUAUCAGCAAGACGACCUUGUCCAGACUCGUCAAACUGCUGGCAAACAAGAAAAAGGCCAUGAUUCUCUCACCGGAGGUGUUUGACAUCUUGCACAAGCUACUUUGUUUACAUUUGUUUACA